Messenger RNA from Aspergillus costaricaensis CBS 115574, 1672 nucleotides. RefSeq names its product putative C2H2 finger domain protein. Gene Ontology annotation, cellular component: transcription regulator complex; PcG protein complex. Lineage: Eukaryota; Fungi; Ascomycota; Eurotiomycetes; Eurotiales; Aspergillaceae. Gene Ontology annotation, biological process: regulation of transcription by RNA polymerase II. Bases 140 to 1459 code for a protein of 439 amino acids. Gene Ontology annotation, molecular function: RNA polymerase II cis-regulatory region sequence-specific DNA binding; DNA-binding transcription factor activity, RNA polymerase II-specific. The transcript has 4 exons. The record is from RefSeq and is a predicted model, not a curated record.
CGGGUAGCGCAAAGCAAGCCACUCAACAGCCUUCGAUCAGCGCCGUGGAGUCAUUCUGCGGCUACGCGUCAGACGGGCUACCGUGAAAUCCUUCGACCGUCCUUGACUACCGUCCCUCAGCUCUUCGCGGGGUCGGGUCAUGGACAUCACAACUAUUUUGAAUAGAAAAGGUUCUGCCGCCAUGGUUGCCGCAGACGGACAAUUUGAUCAUCAGCAUUUGGUACCGAAUCCUGGGCUCGACACGUCAUCGCCUAAAAUGAAGUCGGAACCUGGUGUCUCCGACGCUGGUGAUCAAGCUGUCCUUGCAUACCCCCCUCAUGGUCCGCUCGGCCAGGUGCCGAACAUGGCCCAUGAUAUGCGCUAUGCGCACCAGGCACACCCGGGGCCGGGGCUGCCCCUAUUGCAGAAUCCUUUUGUUCCUGGAGCCUAUGCCGGUGGUGCUCAAAUACCGAACGCCGGUGCUCCUCAAGGGAGGCCGGAUCCUCCUCCCAAAACUUUCCACUGCGGUACUUGCGGUAAAGGAUUCGCCCGCCGCAGUGACCUUGCAAGGCACGAACGUAUUCACUCCGGUAUCAGGCCUCAUGCUUGUGACUGGCCCGGCUGUGGCAAACAAUUCAUCCAACGUUCAGCUCUGACAGUACACUCCCGAGUCCACACUGGAGAGAAGCCUCAUAUGUGUGAGAGAUGUGGCAAGCCUUUCAGUGAUUCGUCCUCUUUGGCGCGACACCGCAGAAUCCACUCUGGGAAGCGUCCCUACAAGUGCCCCUACGCGAACUGCCAGAAGACAUUCACUCGCCGCACUACCUUGACACGCCACCAGAACCACCACACGGGCACAAUCGAGGAAGCUGCUGCUGAAACCGAGGCCAAUCUGAGGCAGAACAAGGAGAGAGCGAGAAUGCCUGGUGACAUGUUCUCCGACCACGGCUCUGUCCAUUCCACUCCCUCUCCGGCACACCACCCUAUUUCCCCAGCUGGCGACCUUCCCCCUUUGAAUAUGCCUCGCUCCGACUACUACAUGCCGAACGGAUCGAUUCCGCCCCAUGUUCGCGGCGGUUUCACGCAGGCCAGUCCCCGGGCUUCCCCGACCGCCACGUCCCCAUCGUUGUCCAGUUAUGGUAGCGCUCCGCACCCCCGUCCCUCGAUGACUUCCCAUCCGUCUGGAUACGGUCCUCCGCAGCCUCUUGAGCCGCCCGCCAACAACGACCACCGGCCCAAUAGCGUUAGCGGAAGCCCGCACAUGACCAGCCUCGGUUGGCCUUCCCCUUCGCAUGCCAGCAUCCCGUCGCCUGGCUCGGCAACCGACUUCUAUCCCGAAACUAGCGGGCCCGCGUAUCCGAGCGCCAUGCCCCCUCACAUGUACUUCCCCAACUCGACCAUUCGGCGGCCUACGAGCACUGAACCGGAUGGCUAUGAUCUGAAGCACAAGAUGGAGAGCGCCUGGUCGACUCCGGUCUAAAUAUGGGUAGUGGACUAAACUCUCCAGCAGACGGCAGGGCCGCUGAUGGAGAGUUGCUAUCCUACUACGCCAUUGAGCAUAACGUCUAGUAUACUCUGAAGAUGCUAGCCGGAUAUAAGUUAUUUCCUUUGUUAAUUUCUGUUUAUUUCCUUUGUUAUAUCGUUCUGUUCCAGCAUUGUUCAUUCCUCGUGUUCUACAUCAUGGCAUACAUCU